AUGCCCCCUCUGAAUGCAUGGGUUGCACCCUCUACCGAGUGGUGGGAGAUUGGGGUCAUGGGUGACGUCAGCCGUACAAUGGGUGAAAAUAACUGUCCUCGAUUUCAUGCUGCAAAGCUGUUGCGCGAUCCUGUCUUGGAUCCCUCUUGCAAGUCCAAAGUGUACAGAAUUGACGGUGUGGUUGUUGGAGCAUCUUGUCCCAGUCCCACACCCGUCGUUGAUCCUCGCAUAUCGCCACAACUGCGAAUGUUUUGCAGGAAGUCUAACUCGGAUCUUCCAAUCCCGAACUUUAAGUUUGAUACCUAUUUCAUAGUUCCAUGUCCUGAAAAAGAAGUUACAUUUUCCAAUUUGAACGACAAUAUAAAUGUCAAAAACUUGGAAAAAAUGUGCAAGGAGUUCGGGACAAUCGAAGAGGCCAAGGUUUAUUUUCAUCCACAAUCUCAGAAGCACAUGGGAGUUGGAAAGGUGGUUUUUCAGUCUGCCAAAGGCGCCAAGCUUUGUGUUGAAAAACUAAAUAAUACUUCAAAAAUGGGGAAUAUUAUGAAAGUUGAACUUGAUACGUUUGGCGAAAAGAGGUAUGCGCUGCUGGAUUAUCUACAGCGUGAAAUGUCUCGGGAUCAAUGUUCGAAAUUUCAAUCCAAUUUUUUGCGUAACUUUAUGAACAAAUCUUUGCCUGCUACGAACUCUACCGAAAGUGAUUUUCUAAUGCCUCGGUCAACAAACCACGGAAAUCGUGGUUGUCAUCGAAAUAAUUCACCUUUUUGGACGGAUUCGCAUGGUGCAAUAGACGAGGACUCGGAAAUACGUCCGUUCAAGCGAUCUGGUCCGUCCAUUCUCCAGUCCAUUUACCAUUCCACUCUCACUGAUUUUCCGAUGUCAUCGCAUUCAAUUAAUGGGAUUCCCUUUCCUAAAGAGGAUCCUUUAGAUGUUCGGAUACAGAAAUUAUUGCAUUCUACUACCUCUGGUUCGCCAUUUUCAUCGAAGGAGUCGAAGAACAAUGUCGCCAUGAAGCCGCAAAAAAAAACGCCUUUGUUGUCUGACACCUUUCCUGAUAAGGCGAAACCAGCGCCGCUUCUUCAGAGUCCUCUUAUGCCAACGCCGCCCUCCUCAGUGUCAUCUUAUUCACAUAACAUAAAAAAUGAAUCCCAAGUUCCCCCAAAGGCUGUUGUAGCGCGCAGGACUUUGUUGCCUACCCCUUUUGAUGAGGACAUUAAGACUGAGGGUAAACAUGUUCAGCAGACCUCAAAGGAGCCUUUACUGCAGGCUUCUCCGAAGUUCACGAUGGAUUUUUCUCAUGUUACCAGACUAGCUGCAGAAACUUCCCUCCAAUUUGUCCGCGAACUGCGCGAUAUCAUUAGGAAAGAUCUGGAACGCCGUCUGAUUGAAGGAUAUGCGUUUCGUUCUUUCGAUAGCUGGUGGGAAUCUCAACAAUCGCGCGAGUUCCACGAGAACAUUUCCCCAAGUGAGCGUCUGAUCAAGUCACAAUCGGAAUCAACUUCCUAUCAAUUGCCUUCUGCUCACGCGAAAGCGGUUGACGCAAACAGUUUUGACCACCGGUCGGAUGCAUCCCUAUCCGUCACUGGUGGUUUGGGCAUUUUUAGCGGCCUCCGUACUGCGCUGCCAAAAAUUAAACGGAAGCCGAAGCCUCCGAGUCCACCAAGGAAAGCCUCUACGCCUCAUCGGCAUCGUAAAAGAAGUGCUUCGAAAUCCCGUUCGCAUCGCAGGAGAGAGCGAUGUCAUGCCGAAAUGAGGAGGAAGUGGCGGCAUAGACGUUUAGAGUCAUCAUCAUCGUCUCCUUCUUCUUCAAUGUCUCGAGACGUUUCUCCGACUCCGUCGGAUUCGACAGAACCUACAGUUGCUUCUCCUUCUAAGUUUGCGAUGCGUAAAUCUGAAGUUAAUAAGCGGUGUGUCAACUUUGAUAUAGGAGAGGUUUCGCGACGUUCAUCCAAAUCAGUUCACUCGCCCGUUAUGUCAAAGCGCAGUUUCACCUCCACUAGGCGUAGUGACAGCUCCCCAUCUACCACUGUUCAACAAGUCAGUCCCAAUCGGCGAAAAGUGAUGUUUAAAGACAGUAUUUGUCGGUCUUCUUCUUCCUCGCCAUCGGCUUCAUUGUCGCUUUCGAGGCGACAUAAAAAACGGGAACCGGUUGAGCUACAUUCAUCAACUAUUAAUCCUGCCUGUGGCAAACCCACUCUUCGAGUUGAUGACGUUUUUAAUGAUAGCUCCUCGGAUUCUAGUGUCAAUGAUGCCGAUCGUUCAAGAUGCUUGUCUGAAGGCAAUCAAGGUGCCAUACCUACCGCUGAAACUUCUACUGAGAGGUGCACUUCGAAGUCUGGAUCGUCAUCUCCGUUGACUUCCAAUGAGAGUCAUCAAAGGGAGUUCUCUCCUUCAACCUCGCUUUUGCCAAAAAUGACAGAAGCACAUGAUUUGCUCAAGUCAAGUGCGAAAUGUGCUGAUGAAUCCUCCAUUAGAUUGAGUUCCCUCAGCAGUGAUGAUGAAGAUGAUCCUUUGGAAAUGCGACUUCAGCAGAUAAGACUGAACCGACAUCGGAGAGCAAGUAAACGUCAACGAAGUGCAAGGAAUAAGGCAGAUCAAAAAGCAGCAGGUGGCGAGACGUCGCCCUCCUCCCAACCGUCCAUGUGGUCUAACGACUCCUUGGCGCGAUCACGGCAGAAUUUGAAGAACGCGUCAACUUUAGCUGACAGUGAAGAAGGGGAUGAUGAAGAGAAAAGCUCUCAGAGAGCGAGUCAUGCAAAGAGGAGCUCUAAUACGACCGAUGCUUCCGUCCUUUCGAAGCGUAAUCAAUCAACAUUGGAUGUUUGUUCACGCUUUGGGACGGACAGCGAACCCUCGAGUGGCUCCGAUGCUACUCCACAAGUGGAACAUGCUGCUCCGCAAAGACGGAGUCCAAAUCGGCCCAAAUUCCAUCUUUCCUCGGAGGAGUCUUCCCUACCUCUCAAUGAAUUUGAAGAGGCCGAAGAAGGGGAAGAUGAUGGUGAUGGCGAAUCGUACGAAGGCUAUCACACCCCUCCGACUUCCACAUCUCGACGAAAACGGAAAUUGGCUCUUCAUCAGAUCAGAAGCGUGAAAGGCACUGCCAACAACAAGCGGAAAAUCUCUCCUGCUACCACUACUGCAAAUCAGGAUGGAUGUGGUGUUAUGCCGUUGUGGCGAUCGGACUCUAAGAGUUCUUUAUUUUCAGACUCCAGACGGGAGGUUUUAAAGGAAGGUAACGAUGAGGCAUACGUAUCGAAACUACUCUCAUCUCCACAAACGCAGUUGGGUUGGCCAGAAAACAGUAGACCUCCGGUCCCUUCUCUCUUUUCCGCUGAGUUGGAGGGUGAUUCUUCAGACUCCUGCGAAGUCGUUGAGGUGAUCCAAGGUGAUUACCGGUGGCCAGAAGCCCUGCUCUGUGAGCACAACUAUUUUCACAUUCCGUCUCCUGGUGGUACAAUCACUUAUCGAACGUCAAGACGUGUUGCGCGUCGGCGGGCCUCCGUACUGGCCUCGAUGCAAGAGAAUGCUACUCCAAUCGCAACACCAAUACAACGACCCACAAGCAAUUGCGUAACUUCUCUGCCGCCAGGAACGGUGAAGCCUCUCAUUGUCCAUCGCUCCUCCUCCUCACUCCCUGGCUCUGGGCUGUUGCAGGAUCGGACAGGCAACCGAAUGCCGAUCAGAUGCGACACAGUUCAACCGCGCAGUCAGGAGUAUAAAAGACCACCUCCGCGGCGGGCUGUCGUUGGAUCGAGGGAACUGGCAAACUUAUUAACUCCUGUGGAGAAGUCGGAUGUUAAACGUAGUGCUCAACAAUCAGAAUAUCGGCAGUCUUUGAGGACAUUCAGUCCUCGUUCCCUCCAAGAUGAGGAAACUAUUUUGACAUCAUUUGUCGACUUCGGUAUCGACUCUGAAGAUGUGGAGCUGCUGCAUGAGUUGUUUAAUCUCAUUCGAGAGUGCGGAUCCUCAACAAACGCCCAGUUACUCUCCUCUAUCAUCUCGUUGGCUCACAUCCGCCAUCCCCACAAGCUGCUUGACUUAAUAAAAAAUACAGCCUGGGUCGAUCAUCCCCCAUCUUUGGUGCCUGAUCCCCUUGAUGUGGAGGGCUAUGUUGACUGUAAUGGUCGGCUUCAUCGUGGUCGUCCCACCUCCUUUAUUGGUGUUGUUAACCCCUCCACGCGGAAGCGUCGGCGUGGAGUGCUUCGCAAUUGUCAAAGCAAGCGGUCGAAAUUUGAACCCGUACACCAAGAAGUAUCCGAGCAAUACUCUUCUACGUCAGAUCAGCCUUCUGACGUGGAGUCGAAUUCUGACUCACCAGUGUGUGAUGAUGAUUCCCUAUCAUGUUCGGGUAAAUCACUCUCUGCACCCUCCUUGCAGAAACGCAAGUUAUACGAGCAGAUGUAUGCUUUAGAGCAAAGACGGGCUGCUCUUUGUUCCAAAAGCGGUAACCGUGUUAAGCGAAGAAAUAAAUCCACGGCUGAUGAAAUCGACUUUAAUUUGGGUCCUGCUGCUUCUUGUCCACCGAUCAACUCUACUGGUGAGAACCACAUUCCUCCUUUGAUCAUUCUCUUUUGUGUCAUUUUCCUACCCUCAGGUUGUGCACGAACUCAAGGCUUCUACCGGCUGGAUCCAAGCCAGCGUUUUCGUCGAUCCUGGUGCGUAGGACGAAGCAUGGUAUCCGAGGAUGGAACUCAACGGUAUCCUCUUCCACUCAUUCCAGCCUCGGUGGAGCUGAAUGCCAUCACUGCUGCUCACGGUCUUGCCGAUGAGCUUACCGAACAGGCGAGUGAGGCGAAGCGCAAGAAGGUGACACAGGCGCGCGAAGUUCGCUCUGUUCAGCGACGUCUACUCGCCGAAUUUCAGGACAUUGAAACAGGUGAUCUGCUCAAGUUCAACCACUUAGAGUUUCGACGUAAACAGUUAAUCUUUGCCAAAUCGCCGAUUCAUCACUGGGGUUUGAUUGCGCUGGAGCCAAUAGCUGCCGAGGAGAUGGUGAUCGAGUACGUUGGUCAUGUCAUUCGCAAGGGUGUGGCUGAACUUCGUGAGAAGCGGUAUGAACAGCGUGGAAUUGGGUCUUCCUAUCUCUUCCGCAUUGAUGAUGAAUUUGUUAUUGACGCCACGAUGUACGGCAAUAAUGCUCGUUUCAUCAAUCACAGCUGUCAGCCAAAUUGCUAUGCCAAAGUGAUAACGGUGGAAGGCCGCAAGAAAAUAGUGAUUUACUCUAAGCGCGAUAUACAGGUAAUGGAGGAGAUCACCUACGACUACAAAUUCCCCUACGAGGAUGAAAAGAUACCCUGCCUAUGCGGUGCUCCGCAGUGCCGUGGAACUCUCAAUUAA
Messenger RNA from Hydatigera taeniaeformis, 5334 nucleotides. NCBI's taxonomy places the organism in Eukaryota, Metazoa, Platyhelminthes, Cestoda, Cyclophyllidea, Taeniidae. The record is from the annotation of a GenBank genome assembly.